Messenger RNA from Morone saxatilis (striped sea-bass), 1061 nucleotides. Its product is annotated as copine-8-like. Gene Ontology annotation, biological process: cellular response to calcium ion. The record is from RefSeq and is a predicted model, not a curated record. Gene Ontology annotation, molecular function: calcium-dependent phospholipid binding. Gene Ontology annotation, cellular component: plasma membrane. Lineage: Eukaryota; Metazoa; Chordata; Actinopteri; Moronidae. The transcript is spliced from 14 exons. The coding region runs from base 94 to 1038 and encodes 314 amino acids.
UUCUCGCCGUCCGUCGUCGCUCGCAAAAAAAAAAAAGGGGCUGUACCACCACAGCACAGGGGAAAAGGAAAAAACCAAACAAUUCAUGACAGGAUGAACAACAGUUUCCUAAACAUGGCGUCGAUAGGCGACUUCGACCCGCUCAACGCGUCUAUUCCGGCCACCAAAGUUGAAAUCACAGUGUCCUGCAGAAACCUGCUGGACAGGGACACCUUCUCCAAAUCAGACCCAAUUUGUGUUCUCUACACACAAGGCAUGGGCAACAAGGAGUGGAGAGAGUUUGGGAGAACAGAGGUGAUUGACAACACACUAAACCCAGACUUUGUGCGGAAAUUCAUUUUGGACUACUUCUUUGAAGAACGGCAGAACCUCCGAUUUGAUUUGUAUGAUGUUGACUCGAAGAGUGCCAACCUGUCAAAACACGAUUUUCUGGGCCAGGCCUACUUUACUCUGGGCGAGGUGGUUGGAUCGUUGGGCAGUCGCUCGGAAAAAGCUCUUGGAGGCAUUCAAGGGAAGAAAUGCGGGACCAUUAUCGUGAAAGCCGAGGAGCUGAACAACUGCAGGGAAUCCGUGAUGAUGCAGUUCUGCGGGAACAAGUUGGACAAAAAGGAUUUCUUUGGCAAAUCCGACCCCUUCCUCGUCUUUUACAGGAGCAAUGAGGACGGCACGUUUACCAUCUGCCACAAGACAGAGGUGGUGAAGAAUACAUUGAACCCAGUGUGGCAGGCCUUUAAGAUCCCCGUUCGGGCUCUUUGCAAUGGUGAUUAUGACAGAACAAUCAAGGUCGAGGUGUACGACUGGGACAGAGACGGCAGUCAUGACUUUAUUGGAGAGUUCAGCACAAGCUACAGAGAACUAUCCAGAGGGCAGAGCCAGUUCAACGUUUAUGAGGUGGUAAAUCCAAAGAAGAAAGGAAAGAAGAAAAAAUACCUCAACUCUGGAACGGUCACGCUGCUGUCAUUCCUGGUGGACAUUGAAGUCACCUUCCUGGACUACAUCAAAGGAGGGACCCAGAUUAACUUUACCGUGGCCAAUUGAAUUUCAACAGCUUCCCAAAUGGU